AUGUUUCCCCUCAGCAACACCGUAAGAGCGCCCCCUACCGCCGAGCCUCCUGCACACCACGUCCUCUACCUUCCGGACUCUGAGCAACAGCAGAAUCUCACCGCUCAACGCGCCGACGUAACACAACACGACACAGACAUCGCGGGCUUUCGCAACCCAUGGCCGUCAUGGCAUAAGCACACCCGCGCCGAGCUCCUGCAGAGUUUGCAAUGGGGAGAGCUCAACGAUGGCUGCGUCGAGCUCGCCGCGUCCCAUCUCCCCGACAGCCCAACACCGCCCCCAAAACCCGAUGAGAAACGCCGGCCGCGCUUCGGGGACAUCAACGAUUGGCCCAACUCCCCCGGUGCAAAGGCAGUCCAGCUCCUCCAAGUACAGACCCCGGAUUUUUCUUUCCCUUCAGGGAGCAAAGCCAAAGCCACCUGGCUAGGCCAUGCCGGUGUCCUAGUCCAACUACCACCUCUCGACUCCCCCAAUGGCCCGCCCGUCCGGGUCCUAUUCGACCCCUUAUUCUCCUCCCGCGCCUCCCCCAGCACCUUCUUCGGCCCGGUCCGCUCCUACCCACCGCCAUGCACCAUCGAAGAUCUCCCACCAAUCCACAUCGUAGCCAUAAGCCACAACCACUUCGACCACAUGUCCGCCGAGGCCCUAAUCUCCAUCUACAACCAAAACCUCACAACCCUCCGCUUCUUCGUCCCCCUCGGCAACAAACACUUCCUCAUCAGCUGGGGCAUCCCCUCCGACCGCAUCAUCGAACUCGACUGGUGGGACUCAGUCCAACUCGGCGCCCAAACCCCCUCCUCGACCGCAUCCCUCAAAAUCCACUGCACCCCCGCUCAACACAACAGUUUCCGCUACUCGGGCGACACCAACCUCGCUCUCUGGUCCAGCUGGUACAUCGAAUACCUCCCCUCCGACCCACACCACAUCCACGGUCCCAAACCCUACCGCGUCUUUUUUGGAGGCGACACGGGAUACCAAUUCCAUCCUUCCCCUGCCUGGCCACCGUCCCCGGCGAACCCGCAUCCUGAUAUCCCCGCCGAAGACGAGACUACCUACCCGCCGUGUCCGGCGUUUGCGGAGAUCCGCGACCGGAUUGGUCCGCCGGAUCUGUUGCUGCUCCCUGUUUCGGUUGGGGCUACCUUUUCGUACCUGCGCAGUUUUGUGCCGUUGCCGAAUUGGGUGAAUCCGUUUCCGAGGCAUACGGCGGGGGUGACGGGGGCGAAUCAUAUGCCGGCGUGGGAUGCGGUGAGGGUUAUGAGGGAGAUGGUGGGGUUGGGAGUGGGAGAUAAGCGUGGUAGCGGUAGUGAUGCGGGGGAAGGGACGGGUAAGGAAGCUGUGGCGAUGGCGGUGCAUUGGGGCACGUUUGUGCCGGACCCGGAGGAGGUCUUGCAUACGUUGGGGUCGCUGGAGUGGGCUUGUCAACAGCAGGGAGUGAAGUUUGUUAGGGAGCUGGGGGAGGCGGAGGAUCGGGAGGGAAGUUCUGAGGGGAGUAGGGGGCUGAGGUUUGCGGCUGUUAAUCAUGGCGGGAGCGUGUGUAUUUAA
Messenger RNA from Dichotomopilus funicola, 1542 nucleotides. RefSeq names its product beta-lactamase superfamily domain-containing protein. The record is from RefSeq and is a predicted model, not a curated record. NCBI's taxonomy places the organism in Eukaryota, Fungi, Ascomycota, Sordariomycetes, Sordariales, Chaetomiaceae. Gene Ontology annotation, biological process: N-acylethanolamine metabolic process; N-acylphosphatidylethanolamine metabolic process. Gene Ontology annotation, molecular function: N-acylphosphatidylethanolamine-specific phospholipase D activity. The transcript has a single exon. Bases 1 to 1542 code for a protein of 513 amino acids. Gene Ontology annotation, cellular component: membrane-bounded organelle; cytoplasm.